AUGGCGUCCGCUAACAUGCCCUCGAUUGCCGUUGUGGCUUCGUCGCGCGCCGUUAUCUCCGGCCGUCUGACUGCUGCCACCGUCGUGAUCUCACGGACAACCGGCAAGAUCACCGCCGUCUUCGAUUCCGUGAUUCCGGCUUCGGAAUUCCCCGCUGAUACUCCCUACACCGACUACUCGCCGCAUGUGUUGCUGCCCGGUCUGGUUGAUGCUCAUGUUCACUUGAACGAGCCGGGCCGUACCGAAUGGGAGGGCUUCUACACCGGCACCCAGGCUGCUGCCUUUGGCGGUGUCACUACCGUGAUUGAUAUGCCUCUCAAUGCUAUCCCGCCCACCACUACUGUGCACGGUCUGAAGGAGAAGAUUCAGGCUGCUCAGGGUAAAUGCUGGGUGGAUGUUGGCUUCUAUGGUGGUAUUAUCCCCGGCAAUGCCAAUGAGCUCAAGGCUCUUGUUCAGGAGGGUGUCCGUGGCUUCAAGGGCUUCCUAAUUGACAGUGGUGUCGAUGAGUUCCCUGCUGUCAGCACGGAAGAUAUUAAAAAGGCCAUGGCCGAGCUGGCUGAUGAGCCUACUACCCUCAUGUUCCACGCUGAGAUGGUGCCCCCUAUCACUGCAUCCGUGGGUGAUGAAGUCCAGAAGUCUGAUGCUCCGGCCGCACCAACUGGCCCUCUCGAGGCGUAUGCUACUUUCCUCGCCUCGAGACCCUCAUCCUUUGAGACCUAUGCCAUCGAAAGCAUUCUGGCCCUGGCUCACCUCGCCCCCAAUCUUCCCCUGCACAUCGUCCACCUCUCAGCCAUGGAAGCCAUCCCUCUACUGCGGGAAGCCCGCGCCGCCGGCGUCAAGAUCACUGCCGAGACCUGCUUCCACUACCUCUCCCUAGCAGCCGAAGAAGUUCGCGACGGCGACACCCGCCACAAGUGCUGCCCACCCAUCCGCUCCAAGCUCAACCAAGACGGUCUCUGGGAAGAACUAGAGAAGCACUCCGGCGACGGCGUCAUCAAGACCGUCGUCUCAGACCACUCCCCCUGCACACCAGACCUGAAGCAACUCCCACCCCACGUCCCCGGCCACUGCACCAGCACCACCAAGAAGGACGAGGACAAGGGCGACUUCUUCUCAGCCUGGGGUGGCAUCUCCUCCGUCGGCCUGGGCCUGCCGAUCCUCUGGACAGACCUCAGCCGCCGCAAGGGCCUGACCUCCUCCCCCGAAGAUGAAAACACAAAGAACGCCCUGCAAGACGUCGUCCGUCUCUGCUGCGCCAAUACCGCCGCCCAGGUCGGCCUGCAAUCGCAGAAGGGUGACCUGGUCGUCGGCUUCGAUGCUGAUAUCUGUGUCUUUGAUGAUUCGGCCGAGUGGACUGUCGAGCCUUCUACCAUGCUCUUCCGUAACAAGUGCUCGCCCUACCAGGGCCGUACGCUGCGCGGUAUGGUUCGCGAGACUUGGUUGCGUGGUGAGCGGGUCUUUAGCCGUGAGCAGGGCUUUGACUGUGAAACUCCUCACGGCAAGCUGCUCCUUGAGAAACGGGUUUGA
Messenger RNA from Penicillium canescens, 1527 nucleotides. RefSeq names its product allantoinase alX. The transcript has 2 exons. Lineage: Eukaryota; Fungi; Ascomycota; Eurotiomycetes; Eurotiales; Aspergillaceae. Gene Ontology annotation, cellular component: cytoplasm. Gene Ontology annotation, biological process: allantoin catabolic process; purine nucleobase catabolic process. The record is from RefSeq and is a predicted model, not a curated record. Gene Ontology annotation, molecular function: zinc ion binding; cobalt ion binding; allantoinase activity. The coding region runs from base 1 to 1527 and encodes 508 amino acids.